Messenger RNA from Pteronotus mesoamericanus, 3551 nucleotides. RefSeq names its product RNA binding motif protein 23 (gene RBM23). NCBI's taxonomy places the organism in Eukaryota, Metazoa, Chordata, Mammalia, Chiroptera, Mormoopidae. The coding region runs from base 2226 to 3551 and encodes 441 amino acids. The record is from RefSeq and is a predicted model, not a curated record. Gene Ontology annotation, biological process: regulation of mRNA splicing, via spliceosome; mRNA processing. The transcript has 13 exons. Gene Ontology annotation, molecular function: RNA binding; U1 snRNP binding. Gene Ontology annotation, cellular component: nucleus.
ACCCGGUUCCUCCGCGACGUCACCUGUGCGUGACGUUGCCGCACGGCGCCUGCCCCUGACGUCACAGGCAGAAAAUGGCGUCAAGAGCCGAAUCAGGCAAACUUUUGAAAUUUUUCAAAAAAAUUGUUUGAUUUGGAAGUGUUUGUUACCUAAAUGUAGUCCACUGGCAGGAUUUUAGGGAUCGGUAGCCUUGUGGCUAUAUCCUUUACCAAUGAAGACUAUAUCAGGGAUCUCAGUGACUCACAGAUCUCUUCCAGGUCCCCACCGCUCGGACCUUUAGGCUCGCCCUUACUGGGGAGGGAGCAUUGACCCGCCGCUGUCUUGAGAAAACGUGUACAAUCGGUUUUCAGCUCCUAGUGUCACCACGCAAAGAAAUGAGAGAAUUGAUAUCUUCCCCCCCCCCCCCAACUUUCUGUUUCUGGGAGACUCAUUUCAGUAUAUUGGCCUCUGUGGGCUUUUCCCUCUUUUCUUUUGUGACCACACUUUCCACAGCGAAAGAGUAUAUCGAGGCGACAGGUGAGGUUUUUAGCAUUGGGACACAGGCCUUCGCAGAGAUGGUACUUAUAGGACCAUUUUUUAAAGCAUAGCCAUUGCUUGUUACACAUCAUGGGGAAUGUUUUUAUCUUUCUCAUUGUUCCUCUUCUUAAUUAAGCUGCCUUCAGUUUGGAGAUGUUUGUGCCAGCUCAGUGACCAGACCCAGGAGAUGGCGCUACCAUCACCCCUGGGACUCCAGCGUUUGGUGAAUUCUGCCUGAACUGAGCUGACAGUGGUUCUUCACUCUCCUUUGCCCCUGCAGCAGUGGGGCCUCGGCGCUGGCUUGUGUCUUGACUAUUAUGAUAGGUUCCGGGUGUUGCCAUGAUUGUGGGCCCCUAAUGCAGUUUUGGAGUAGGGAUAGAAGAAAGCUCUGUAGCAUUUUAAUGGAUGGGGUUGAAUGGCCUUUGACCCAUAAAUUAGGACAGGGACAGAGUUUGAACACUACUAACCUGAAAAUGCAUGGUGUUUGGGACUUGAAUGUUUUAGGACAUCAGAAAGCUACACUAAGCCCAGUGAGAUUGCAAGUUAAAAUGUGCUCAUGUUGUGUAUGUGGAUGCCUAAAUCAGUUCAUUCAUUUAUUUCUGAAUCUGAGUGAAAACUUUACUCCAUCAUUGGGGGGGUUCAUGUGUCAACUUAAGUGAAAGUAAGUGUGUGUGUCUUUACUCAUUGCGGGGUUCACGUGUCAACUUAAGUGAAAGUAAGUGUGUGUGUGUGUGUGUGUGUGGUUCACAUGUCAACUUAAGUGAAAGUAAGUGUGUGUGUGUGUGUGUGUGUGUGUGUGUGUUUACUCCAGCCCUGUACUAGCAGUCAACAAUUCUUGAAAUCAGAAGUGUUUCACUUAGGGAAGAAAAAGCAGAUUGUAAUAGAUAAGAGGAAUCUUAUGACGCUUAGAAAAUUUGUGUAUACUUGGCAGCCAAAGUGACUGAAAUGAACAGUUUGAGGAUCAAAAACUUUUUAAAGCUAUUUUUCCACAAUAGGCCAAAUUGUAUAUAUUACAGUUAGCCUGGUUCUUGGUAUUUUGAAAUGUACACAAUAAGGUGUGGCUAAUGCGACUGAUUCUUUUGAAACACCUACCAAAACUUUAAUUCUCCAGAUAAGUAUAUUUAAAAAUAUACAUCUUAAUAUGCUGUGUCCUUUUUAAAAAAAUUUUCUUCAAAGUGAUAAACCAUGAGAGAGCUAACCAAUAUUGUGGAUAGAACAUUAGAGUAGGGUCAGAAGACUACUCACGAGCCAGUUCCUCCAUUUGGAUUUUGUGACUUUGGGCAGUUAACAAAACUUCAGUUUUUUCCCUGUGCAUUGGAGCUGAUAUUUGGCUGUAGCAUAUAUUACCUUUGAUUGUUAAUUCAGUAUUAGGUGUUAUUAUGACAGAUUGAAUUGACUGGAUUUUAGAAACACGUAUUUGAUUUUGUUUUGAUUUCCAUUUUAAGCCUUAAAUUUGUUUCCAGGUAAUUUUUAUUGUUUUGCUCUAAGAAUUUUAUCUUUGUAACACGCCUAAAGCAAUAUUAGGUACUGUAAAUGAUAAGUAUAAUGAUUGCUCUUAUUUUAAUAUUACUUUUUUGUAUUAUUUUCAUGGGUGUUUUUUUAAGAUUUUUAUUUACUUUUAGGGAGAGGGGAAGAGGAGAAACAUCAGUGUGUGCUUGCAUCUUGCACCCUCAUGCUGAGGACCCAGCCCACAACCCAGAUCUGCUACGAUGGCAUCUGAUGACUUUGAUAUAGUGAUUGAGGCUAUGCUGGAAGCUCCCUAUAAAAAAGAAGAGGAUGAGCAGCAAAGGAAGGAGGUUAAAAAGGAUGAUCCUAGCAACACCAGCAGCAGCACCAGCAACAGUGUCAGUGGGGGCAGCACCACUGGGGAGGCAAGCAGGAAGAAGAGGAGUCGGAGCCAUAGUAAAAGCAGGGAUAGAAAGCGCAGUCGUAGUCGAGACCGGGAUCGGUAUAGACGGAGAAACAGUCGGAGUCGAAGUCGAGAUCGGCAGCGUCGUCACCGUAGCCGUAGCUGGGAUCGUCGUCAUAGCUGUGAGUCCCGAAGUCGGGACCGGCGUCGUGAAGAUCGUGUGCGGUACAGGAGUCCACCACUUGCCACUGGACGUAGGUAUGGACAAAGUAAGAGUCCUCAUUUCAGAGAGAAGAGCCCAGUCAGGGAGCCGGUUGAUAAUCUGAGUCCUGAGGAGCGUGAUGCCCGAACAGUUUUCUGUAUGCAGUUAGCUGCCCGCAUUCGGCCUCGAGACUUAGAGGACUUUUUCUCUGCUGUUGGCAAAGUUCGUGAUGUACGUAUCAUCUCAGAUCGGAACUCACGUCGUUCUAAGGGCAUUGCCUAUGUGGAAUUCUGUGAAAUCCAAUCUGUGCCACUGGCCAUUGGGUUGACCGGGCAGCGGCUGCUGGGGGUGCCUAUCAUUGUACAGGCCUCACAGGCUGAGAAAAACCGACUGGCAGCCAUGGCCAACAACUUGCAGAAGGGAAGUGGUGGACCAAUGCGCCUCUAUGUGGGCUCCCUGCACUUCAAUAUUACCGAGGACAUGCUCCGGGGCAUCUUUGAGCCCUUUGGCAAAAUUGAUAAUAUUGUCCUGAUGAAGGAUUCAGAUACAGGCCGAUCUAAAGGUUAUGGUUUCAUUACUUUCUCUGACUCAGAGUGUGCCCGGCGGGCCCUGGAACAAUUAAAUGGCUUUGAGCUUGCUGGUCGACCUAUGAGGGUUGGCCAUGUGACUGAACGACUGGAUGGUGGUACAGACAUCACUUUUCCUGAUGGAGACCAGGAGCUGGAUCUGGGAUCAGCAAGUGGACAUCUGCAGCUCAUGGCCAAAUUGGCAGAAGGCUCUGGAAUCCAGCUGCCAACCACAGCUGCUGCUGCAGCCGCCGCCGCUGCCCAGGCUGCUGCCUUGCAGCUGAACGGAGCAGUUCCCCUGGGGGCCUUAAACCCAGCAGCUCUGACUGCUUUGAGUCCAGCCCUGAACCUCGCCUCUCAGGCAAUCGCCUCUCAGUGCUUCCAGCUUUCCAGCCUUUUUACCCCGCAGACCAUGUGA